Molecule: messenger RNA, 1491 nt
Organism: Macadamia integrifolia
Lineage: Eukaryota; Viridiplantae; Streptophyta; Magnoliopsida; Proteales; Proteaceae
Product: VAN3-binding protein
Exons: 8
Coding region: 182-1483 (433 amino acids)
Source: RefSeq, a predicted model, not a curated record
CUCCACUACAGACUUUUAUACUUAAAAUGAUUAGCCAUUGAUAAAUUAAAAUAGCUGUGGUUAACUGUAGGAGCCACUUAAUAUCUGUCUAUAAAUUGCUGGUGAAGGUGCUGGGUGUUUAAACAUUCAAGCUGCCAUGCCAAGUUGAAUAAUCUCCACAGCUCACUUUAGGCUAUAGGGUAUGGAUUCAAGCACUUGUCGCCCCACGUUCAAGUCAAGUAAGCUGAAGAACAUAGAUGAAAAUGGCCCUGAAAGUUGGCUCUCAGCCAUAUGUUGUGCCCCUCCUGAAACUCCUACAGAGCCCAUGGAGUUCCUCUCCAGAUCAUGGAGCCUUUCUGCCAUGGAGCUCUCUAAAGCUCUUGCAAACACUCCUCUUCAAUCUUAUGUGAUGGGCGCGGCAGCUCCUUUGCGUUCCCUUCAUGCAGAGGUGCACAACCACAACACAAUAGCACUGUCCUCGGCUGAUCACCAAGUACUGAGGGAUUCUGUCAUUGAACAACCACUUCCUCAGCCAUCUGAGGGUAGCCCUCCAGCUUCUUCAAGAGAAAGCAAUGAUGCAAAGGAACUGUUUCUACUUCAUCAAGCAAUCGAUUCAGAUUGCCUAUCCAAUCAACAAUUGCUCAAAAAUGGGCUCUGUAAGAAUGUGGUGAGAGGGAAGACGACGGGGAGGUGGUUGAAAGAUCAGAAAGAGAAGAAGAACCUGCUGCGAGCCCACAAUGCCCAGCUCCACGCAGCCGUGUCUGUGGCCGGGGUUGCUGCUGCUAUUGCAGCCAUUGCAGCCUCAAGAGUCAUGUCAUCAUCAGAUAACACCGCACCCUUUUCUAAUUUACAGAGCUCACCAUCCAAGACAUCUGCUGCCGUAGCCUCAGCAGCAGCAUUGGUGGCAUCUCACUGCGUUGAGAUUGCUGAGGAAAUGGGAGCUGAUCAUGAUCAGAUACUAGCGGUUGUCGACUCUGCCAUUAGUGUCAGGACCGCCGGCGAUAUCAUGACUUUAACAGCUGGAGCAGCAACUGCCUUAAGGGGAGCUGCCACUCUCAGGGCAAGACAGCAUAAAGGUCUCUGGGCCUCACCCCUUGCUCCUGGUGACAAACAAGUUGUUGACGGCAAAGAAACAGACAUCUCACCAGCACUGCACUUUGUUUCAGAAGGCGGAGAGCUUCUCAAGCGUACUCGGAAAGGAGCUCUUCACUGGAAGCAGGUCUCUUUCUAUGUGAACUCAAGCUGGCAGGUGGUAGCCAAAAUGAAAAGCAAACACAUAGCUGGUGCAUUCACAAAAAAGAAAAAGUGUGUGGUUUCUGAUGUAUACUGUGAUACCCCGGCAUGGCCCCAGAGAGAAACAGAGGAUGGUGGCAGGCAGAGGGCAUACUUUGGGAUCCAGGCAGAUGACAGGGUAAUAGAGUUUGAGUGCAGAAGCAAAGGCGAUAAACAGAUGUGGACAGAUGGAAUCCGUCUAAUGCUGCAUUGCCGCACCAACAUGACAUGAUAUAGCAG